AUGCAGGCGAAAGUGCAAAACAAUAGGUUUCGGAGACAGGCUUUGGCAAUUGGAAAGGCUAGAGACAACAUUAAGGAUGUUGGCAAGGUUUGUGAUGGUGUUCAAGACAAGAUUCAAAGGUUACCUGUAAGUGGAGAAACACGGGAUAGAACAAUGAAAAGAAAACAUUCCUCGGACACCGUCUUUGGUGGAUCCACUAAUCGGGAAGUAGAGCCAAAAAGAGUUAAGUAUCUAAAGCAAGCUAAUGACGCCCGGGAGCAAUCUUCAAAUGUGAACCAGCCUCAUUCAUUGAUAGGGGCAAUCAAUCAUAUGCGUCCAGAAUCUUCUGUAUCCCAUUUAUCCCAACGGGUUGGGCAGAGGCCUCAAAAAAAUUCUAGCACUCGAAGAGCAAAUGGGGUAUCACCGCCGGUCUAUAAUUGUGAUGAAAUGCCUAUGCCAUUUGAAGGAGAUAGAGGGAGAAACAUUUUAAAUCAAUCUGAUUCAAAAGAGUUAUCUUCAAUGGUUGACAUGGUUGAUCAACCUCACAAAGGCACCUUUCUGUCCAGUCAAAUGGAUUUAGAAUACAAACUACCAUCGUUGUACCGAAGACUAUUGUCAGCUUUGAUCGAUGACGAUCAAAUUGAAGAAACUGAUGGAGAUGAAGACAUAUCUUUUCUGCAUGAAAUAGACUACACUGAGAUAGUUUCUUGUAAUGGGAAUGUUACCGUUACACGUGACCAAAUGUUUAUGGAGGAUGAACUCAUAAUGGAGCUAAAAAGUGUCGGCAUAGAUGCUUACCUUGCUAGAUGCCGGACAUUUGAGGAUCCCAUGUUUAAUGAUGUCCUAUUUGCAACUCCUGCUCUUGACAACCAUACUGUUUCAACUGUUGAUGAUAUCCGACCACUUGCUCAAAACCCUAAGCAAGAUUUUGCACCAUCAGGUUCAUUUCCUUCGAGGGUGCAAAAUGUUUUGGAAAAUUCAAACAAUCAAUCCAAUCUGGAUUUUGCCAUGACUGGACCAAUACUGAAUGGAGGGAGGAAAGGUAAAGUGCUAUCUGAUGAUGUUGGUGCUAGCGCUAAUAUGGGAGGGAAGAAAGGUAAAGUGCUACCUGUAGGUGCUAGCGCUAGUAUGGGGCGGAAGAAACGAGAAAUGCUUCUUGAUGAUGUUGGUGCUAGCGCUAAUAUGGGAGGGAAGAAAGGUAAAGUGCUACCUGUUGGUGUUAGUGCUAAUAUGGGAGGGAGGAAAGGUAAAGUGCUACCUGUAGGUGCUAGCGCUAAUAUGGGACGGAAGAAAGGAGAAAUGCUUCUCGAUGAUGCUGGUGAUAGCGCUAAUAUGGGAGGGAAGAAAGGUAAAGUGCUACCUGUUGGUGUUAGUGCUAUUAUGGGAGGGAAGAAAGGAGAAAUGCUACUUGAUGAUGUUGGUGCUAGUGAUUCUUUGGGAGGGGAGAAUGGAAAAGUGCUACUUGAUGACGUUGGUGCUAGUGCAACUCUUGGUAAUUCGUCCUUGGGUGGAACAAAGAGAAAGAGGAGUAAAAGAGGAACAAACAAGGACACUUCUAUGAGAAAUCAGGUUAAAAAAGGCGGCCGCUCUGCUGCAAGUAACACAAGGAGUGAGCGUAAAACAAAAGCCAAGGCCAAACCGAAGACAGAUGGACUCUCUACUUCUGCAAAAGGAUCUCUUGGCAAGUUGGCGGAAAAUACUAACUCUAAGCAUUAUUUGGCUUGUGGCUCUGAUCAACUGGUUUCCAGUGGUAACAAUAAUGUUGGCUCUGUAUCACGUGAUUAUAGUACUAACGAUAUCGCGAUUGAAACUGCCUUGGAUUUAACAAACAUGCCUGAACUAGACUCCAUAGAAGUUGGUGCAGAUAAAGACCUGGAUUCUUGGUUAAACAAUUAUAUGGAUACCUUAGAAGACGAUGAUGAUGCGGAUGGCCUAGACAUACCGAUGGACGAUCUGUUCACGAUUCUGUGAAGCGAAUGCAGGAUUAAAGAAAUACAGAAAAGAAGAAAAGGGUAGUUCUCAACUGUUCAUAUGAGAAUAGAGCUCUAUUGGUUGUAAAUAUUACUUACAUUACAAAUAAUUUAUAAUUCUGUUGUUAUUUUUUCUAAUGGCUUGUAAAUUAUACCAUCCUAAGUACAACAUUAGGAAGCCAAUUUGUGGUAUCCAUUGCCCUGU
Vicia villosa (hairy vetch) is the source of this 2154-nucleotide messenger RNA. RefSeq lists its product as uncharacterized. Lineage: Eukaryota; Viridiplantae; Streptophyta; Magnoliopsida; Fabales; Fabaceae. The coding region runs from base 1 to 1950 and encodes 649 amino acids. The transcript has 3 exons. The record is from RefSeq and is a predicted model, not a curated record.